Drosophila serrata is the source of this 1768-nucleotide messenger RNA. It is a transcript of the gene corolla, whose product is annotated as synaptonemal complex component corolla. NCBI's taxonomy places the organism in Eukaryota, Metazoa, Arthropoda, Insecta, Diptera, Drosophilidae. The record is from RefSeq and is a predicted model, not a curated record.
AUGGAGAAUUUUCCAAUUGCAAAUAGUUUUAUCAGAAAUUCAUACAUUCAAAAUGUUAAAAUAAGGGCACUUUUGCCGCAGUUUGAGGAGGCGCUCGGCUGCAAUCAGCAAGUGCGGCAGAAAUUAAGAGCUAUUCAGCCCGAAUUACAGGCACUGGAAUUUCACUCGGCUGUAUGCGAUCAAGUGAUAACUGUGGCGGUGGCGGCACAGAACACGGCGACAAUGGCGUCGAAAUCUGUUGCAACAUGCUACAAGCAAAUCGUCCAUAUGGAGCAGCUGAUUAACGAGAUGGAAAUAGGGAAUAUUGUCAAUUAUACAGUUAAAUGCAAGGAGGACGAGACGAUCCGUGAGAUUACUUUGCUAAAACACUCGUUCGAUGAGGAGGCGAAGCAGCUAGACGUUCUCGAAGCCCGCAGCGUGGUGAGGAAUCUCCGUCAGCUGCAGAUCCAUCAGGAGAGUAGCCAAAAUGACCUGGCUGUGCUGGAACGGGAAGUGUAUAAAUUGGAGCGUCAGAUGCUGAACAAGAUGAAAAAUGCCACGGAUUAUAGGAAUAAAAAGAUAAUUCACAUAUUGGAAAUCAGAAAGUUGAUCUUGGCAAAUGAGGCAAAGUCAACUGAUCUUGCGGGUAUUCAACCAAACCUUGAUUUGAAACGCAAAAAGCGUCCCUCCAUUUCCCCAAAAGGUUGGGUAAAUGGUUCUAUCCUUUUGCCGGCUUUGGAUUUCCUUAGCAAAUUUAUGCAGUUUAAGACCAACGACGAAGAAAAACCGCAGCAGGAGAAUGAGAGCGAGUCGGUGCAAGAGGUGGCGUUGCAAUCUAUUUUGCAUCGACGCAAUGGCACUCCAUCACCCACCAAGCAAGUACGGUUUGUUGCUUCGCCCGACUUGGAAAGCGUUCACAUUGUGAAUCGACUUUCUUCAAUGUCGACUGAUGACGGUUCAGUGGGGCGAGAAGAUUUAAAGCCAGACUCUUCAAAGAAAUCAAGCCAGAUGGGAGGACUCACCGAGGAGAGGGACGAUGGCGAAGAUUGGAAUGAUGGGGGAUGCGAGGAUCAUGGACAAGAAGUCGAAUAUGAAUCCGAGGAAAUUAAAUAUCUGUCGGCAGAAGAUGAGGAAUUAACUCUGAUGGAGUCAGAUGGAGAAGAGUCAUCCGGAGACGAGAAUUUGACUCCAGGAGGAACUAAAAAAAAGGGUUCAACACAAUUUAAAAAGAUACCACAAAUGGAAGAGCCUGAAAGAGAGAAUGAAUCCAGGGCUUCCUGGGGCAAAGGAUAUAUCAAGGAGUCACAGAAUAAGUCAAUCAACAAACAGAAAGUUGAAGUACUCAGCGUGGUGAUUAUACCACCACCAGGAGACACAACACAGAGCACUUCUACCCCACAAGACAGCGGCUCGAAAAAUAAUAGAUUCAAGCUCACGGCCAGCCAAAAGACCAGCAGCGAUGCCAUGGAUGUGGACGAGGACGAUCGUCUUCCGUUGCAAUUUCAGCAGAAGGCGGAGGACGAGGACGAGAAUAAUAUUGAGUUCCCAAUGGCACAGCCCACGCCCAUACAGUUUAAGAAUCCAUCCUCGAUGGCAGUAUCACCGCCAUCCAGCGACCAGGCUGAUUCCAUGCUUAACUUCUCCGAACCGAAUUGCGAGUACAAUGAUGAUUUCUGGCUGAGCAACACCGAUAAUAAUUCAAAUGUUGAUCAAUUUUAUGAUCUAUAAACGCCGAAAAGGACUAUAAUCUAAUAAUCAGUUUUUCAAUCAAAAUAUAAGCAACGCCAAU